AUGAAUGAUCUUUCCACUAUGAAUAAAACUAAAGAAACACCCGCAAUCCCAGCUAUUCAGAGAAGAAGAAGUAAGUUAAUUAAGAAGGAGCCUCCAGAACCUCAAAAGAUAGGCUUUUUUGCCUGGCUUUGCUGUCUUCGGAGCCAGCAAAAUAACAAAAUAAUGAUGAAGAAAAAGUCAGAGUCUGUUCUAUAUAUUGAUAAUCAAGACUCUAAGGAAGAUGCCGCUGCCUUGACAGAACGGAAACCUGAAUUUAACAAAUCUAUCAGCAGCGACUUGAUCAAAUCUAAUAGCCAAGAAUCUAAUAAUAGUAGCAUCAGUAAGGUCAAGUCUUGUAAAAACUAUAAAAAUGACCAGAAAGAUGAUAAGCCUGAUAUGAAUAGGAAACUGUCAAGGCCUGCUGAAAAGAUCAAGAGGCCAAUAUAUAACGCCCAGGAACGCAAACAAAAUGCAAUAGAAAGUUACUACUACAGGCGACAUUCUUGAAAUAUUGCUAUGUGCAAACUUGACCCUAUCCAAGAAGUUGUGGAUAACCAGUACGAUGAAGAUGGGAGUAACAAUCAAGAUCAGGGAAAUUCAGGUAAUAUUUCGAGAAAAUAAGAGGAAGCAUAAAGGGAGCUGUGAUUCUUCUUCAUCUGGGAACUCUGGAAACGAAGGGCCUCUUUCCCAUCAAAGGCUGAUAAUGAAAGCUCAAGAAGUCAAGGCAAAUAAUGCCAGACUUGAUAAUAAGAAAAAUUCAGAUAAAUGGAUCCCAACUCCCUCGAAUGGAAAUAAUGCCAAUUCAAUUGGAAAGAGCACAAUUAAGAGUAAAAAUGUUGAUUCAAGAAAGGAAAGCAAUGAAAGUGCCUACAAUGCUACUGAGGGUAUGAAUGAAAGCAUUGUGCCUCCAAUGAUGAUAGAUAACUCAGCUGUAAUAUUUAAUAAUAAAACUAAGAGUCGCAAGAGCAAGCUUGUGAAACAAGGAAUAAAAUAACCCUCUACAAAGUGAAGCUGACAAAAGCGAUAUCAAUUGAAUGCCUUCAAAGUCAGAAGAGAGCAAGGACCCCAAAGAAUACAAGGAGUCAAAAGGAGAUGAGGAUGGUGAAGGAGAGUCAUAUGAUAGCUCAUGUACAUGCUCCUCAUGUCUCAGAGAAAAGAAUGCAGAUAAUGGAAUGAGUCUCAAGCUUAGCCAGUAUUCCUAUAAACCUACCUAUGGAGAUUUCAAACGUAACGAAACAGAAGUAGAAUUAUCUACUUUGAACAACAGUGGGUAUCGUGAUGUUAUUAAUACAUCUAUGUAUGGAGAGAAAUCUGGCUUUGCUAAAGGGAAUAACGAAUCAGCAAUGGAUAGGUCUUCUAUAGGGGAUAUCUCCAAUAGUGAUGCUCAGAAGAACUACUUUAAAAAUACCUCAAAGGGAGAAUAUCCCGAUAAUUUGAAUAAUGGGAAGUUUAAAAUGAUGACGGGUUAAGAAAUUCUGAGGAAAAUCAGAAUUAAUAC
Moneuplotes crassus is the source of this 1477-nucleotide messenger RNA. Lineage: Eukaryota; Ciliophora; Spirotrichea; Euplotida; Euplotidae. The record is from the annotation of a GenBank genome assembly.